CGGGACUUUGCGGAGGUGAAGAGCUGAGGUAAAGCUGGGCUGGUUGUGGGCGCUGCUCAGAGGAAGGGAAGGGGCUCAAGGAUGAAGUUUCCUCGCCCUCAGAAGCGGAAGGUUUGGGGUUAUAAGAAAUAAAAUAGAGAUUCUUCUCCAGCACCAUAUCCUCCAGCACAAAGGAUUAUUAGGAGGAAGAAGGCUGCUCAGGCAUAAAAAGGCUUUAUAAAAAGGAGCUUCUUUGACAGAGGUUUUGUUAACUGAGCUGGUGCUGCAUUUCUGAAGGCAUAUGCUGGAUUAAGGAUGAGUCAUUCUAGGUACAGCAGUCCUGUGCAGUAGUCUGCACCUGUGGCAUGGAGAUCACUUAUAGUGAAAGAGAUUUGAAUAUGGCUUUUUCAUUGACUCUGGAAGGCUGAUGAUAUAAUCUUAAAGCUGGCUGCUUUACAGCAAAUUGCAGUAAAGCUCUAUUGAAUCUACUUCCAGAACACCGCUUGAAGCUGGUCCACCAUGCCAUUAGUAACAAGAAACAUUGAGCCAAGGCACCUGUGCCGUCAGACAUUGCCCAAUGUUCGCAGUGAGCUGGAAUGUGUGACCAACAUCACUCUGGCAAAUGUCAUUCGACAGCUGGGCAGCCUGAGUAAAUUUGCAGAGGACAUAUUUGGAGAGCUUUUUACUCAGGCGAACACUUUUGCAUUUCGAGUGAGCUCUCUAGUCGAGAGAGUCGACCGCCUUCAGGUCAAAGUCACUCAGUUGGAUCCCAAAGAAGAAGAAGUGUCCCUGCAAGGUAUCAACACCAGGAAAGCCUUCAAAAGUUCUACAAUUCAGGACCAAAAACUCUUUGACAGAGACUCUCUACCUGUGCCUGUUCUUGAAACAUACAGCGUUUGUAAUAUGCCACCACCUCUGAACAACCUUUCUUCCUACAGGGAUGAUGGCAAAGAAGCACUUAAAUUCUAUACAAAUCCAUCAUAUUUCUUUGAUCUUUGGAAGGAGAAGAUGCUGCAGGAUACAAAGGAUAUAAUGAAAGAGAAGCGGAAGCAUAGGAAAGAAAAGAAAGAUAACCCAAACAGAGGAAAUGUGAAUCCUCGAAAAAUCAAAAGCCGAAAGGAAGAAUGGGAAAAAAUGAAAAUGGGACAAGAGUUUGUUGAGCCAAGAGAAAAACCAGGAGGGUACCCAUCUAACAUGGUCUAUCAGAAUGGUAGCAUUGGCUCCAAUGAAAGUGUUGAUGCCAACUACUAUCCCCCUCCUCCUCAGCCAGAUUCAGUUUCACCAUCCCCUCCUGCAUUCACAGAUGACAGUCUUCCACCACCACCAAUGGAGUUUACCUAUCCAGCACACAAUCAAAGCAGUUCUGGAGGGCUGAAAAAGUCCAGCCUAGUUAGCCCAAGCCACCCUCCACCAGCUCCACCUGUGGGCUCACCACAGGGGGCCAGACCAGGCUUUGCCCCACCUCCUGCCCCACCACCACCACCACCUAUGACAGGUGUUCCUCCCCCGCCUCCACUUACUGGCUUUCCGACUGCAGGCAUCCCACCUCCACCAUCUCCACCCUCAUUCCCACCACACCCAGAUUUUGCAGCCCCUCCACCACCGCCACCUCCAGUAGUAGAGUAUGCCAUUGUACCUACACCCCAGUUAUCCCAGCAGCCAGGCAAUGCACCUCCUCCUCCUCCCCCCCCCCCCCCUCCUGGUCCUCCUCCUUCAUCUUUUGGUAGCAUGGAUGGUUCAGAAGCUCCUCUUCCACAAUCGGAUUCAGUGCCUUCCAAGCCCAAAUCCUCCUUGCCUGCUGUUAGUGAGGCUAGAAGUGACUUGCUUUCUGCCAUUCGUCAGGGAUUCCAGCUUCGCAAAGUAGAGGAGCAGCGCGAACAAGAGAAACGAGAUGUUGUGGGCAACGAUGUUGCAACCAUCCUUUCACGCCGCAUUGCAGUAGAAUACAGCGAUUCAGAGGAUGAUUCUUCAGAGUUUGAUGAGGAUGAUUGGUCUGAUUAAAUUUCAACCCAUCGUUCAGGCUUUCUUGCAACAGAGAGAGAAAUGCACAUAACUUCCCAGAUUGCAAAAACUCUUCACUUUUUAUCUCUUGACCAAUAACCAAAGAUUCAAGUAUCAAGCUUCCAAAUAAUCUUUAUUUUAUUGGUAUUAUGCCUCCUGCCCAGCAAGGAGGAAAAUGAAAAUUUCCCCCAUAUCUCCAGAAUCUCAGGGUCCAAGGAACGGGCAGAGUCUAUUUAUAGAUUUAUUUUGGGUUAGGAAUAUACUUUUUAAAAAGACUUAACAAUGCAGGACACUUUUUGCAUUCAAAAAGUGUUUGUUAAGAUGACAAACAUGUUAAAGGGCAAUAAACCUAAAGGCAAUGCUCUUUCUAUGUAGCUGUAUGUUGGGCAUUGGAAAUGCAUAACAGUAAAUGAUGCUAUGAAAUAGUGACUUGCCUUCUUACCCAGGAAAUGGGCUCAGAUUUUGAUUCCCACUCUAUCCCUUUUACAGUCUUCUUGAAUGCUAACUUCAAAACUUAAAACAAAUGUUUAAGAGUUGUACCAUAUACAGAGCUUUUAACAAGAAAUAUUGUGGAACUGCACACCUACUUUCCCUCCAAAAAAUAGACAAAAUGGGAGAAAUGUGUGAGAAAACAAAAAUAUUUUGCCAAUUUUUUUGGGCUCAACUGUUCUUAUUAAUGGAUGUGGUAUUUCUUAAACUGGGAAGAAUUUGCAGCACCUCAGAUAGGAAAUUAUAAGCAAUGGAGUCCAUAUUCUUAGUCCAGGAGGGAUAUUUUUUGGAAAAGGGUGACAGUGGCAAAUCAUAGCUAUUGGAUCAAGAACCCUACCCCUCUAGAUAUCACAUGUGGCUUUGAGGAAUCACAGAGUGCCUGCUUAUGGAUGAGCUUGGUCAUCUGCAAUGUACAUUGUAUAGUCAACCAUACUAACUUGGUUUGGCCUGGGAAUGGGCAGUAAACCAAGGUUAAGGGGUACACCCCUCACUAGACUUUGGAAGGCACACUAUUCUGCCCAUUCUUUUUUCCCCACAAAAACAAGCUGCAAAUCCCCCCUUCCCCUAUGACCAGCAGGUAAUAUGGCGGGGACAGUUUCACCGUUUCUUGGUGCGGGGGUGGGGGGGGGGGCUUUCUUAAACCAGAAAGUAAGCCAAAGUUCAAAGAUUUUCCUCUUAAAAAGUGGAUUGGGGACUUUUGAGAUUUUUGAGUCUUAAGGCUUGGGGCCAGCAUGCCACCUCUGGGCUGCAUUUCCCCACUUCUACUUUAACCGUUGAGUAGCUAGCCUUCUCUGUUAUUACAUAAAAUCUACGGAUUUGUAACAUCAGUUUGUAGGAGUGGUUCAUGGAGGACAACUGUUAUAAAUGGAAAUAUUCACUAAAUUUUACUUUUAAGAUCAGCACAGCAGCAUUAGGUGUGCAUACCUCUAUCUUGCAAGGAUUUCCUUGCAAGUUGAUAUUUAAGCUGUCAAAGGGCAAGCCUUUAAACUAAUAUGAGGGAUCCUGUUUACUGAAUGAUGCUGGGCACUCUCAUAAGGAAGGUGCUGAUUUUAGGUGCCACUAGGAUACCCUCCUACCUUUUUACCAAUCUGAAAUUGCCUAUCUUUACCUUCCCUUCUUUCUCACUACAUUUUUCAUUGUAAGACUUUAACACCAGGGAAAGAUAAUAUUGGCUGGUGGAGAUGUAAUCUUCUUUCUGUCUGUCUUCUCUUUCCAGCUCUUAUGAUGAUGAUUAGUCUGGUUCUUUUAGAACUUUGGGUGUUGGAGCAAAGCCUAGAGCUCAGUGUUAUAUUUAGCCAAGGGACCAAAGCAGGGAUGGGAAAGUGUGUGGCCCCCUGAAUGCUUUUUGAUUGUCACUCCCAUUGGCCCCAUCCAUCAUAGUUAAUACUGGAGAAUAUGCAGAGUUAAGAGUUCAAAAGGUAAAGGACCACACAUUUCACAUUCUUGAACCAAAGUCUCAAAAGCAGACAAGGAUGUGCUUCAGACUUAAUUUAAUGUCCAAGUGGGGGAGAAUUCAUCUAUAAACUCCACUGGGAAAGUUCCUUCAGACAUUCCUUGUUGGAAUUCUGGUGCUUUUGUUUGCAGCACUGAACAGCUUUGAAUAUAUUUUUUCAGUAUCUUAAAGAAAGGGCAAUUCACUCUUGUUGGUGAUUUACACACUUUAAAAAUCACUCUAGAUCUUAGAAGACAAGAUGCUUAUAAUAAUGCUUCUAGGUUGUCCAAUUCAUUUAGUUCUAAAGAACAUAUUUUAAAGGACCAGGAGAAACUAGCUGCUGUCUUUCACAUGGGCAGUAUACAGACCACCCAAAAAGGCCGAUCUCUCGGCGUCUUGCUUUGCUGUGUGAGGGAGCCGCAGUGGACAAAUCGUGUGGCUCCUUCGCGCAGCAAAAAGGACCUGCAAAAAGCGGGCCCUUCUUGCAGCGCCAUAAAGACGUCGUAGUGCACCAAUGGUGCACUUGUGAUGUCCUUAUGAUGCCAGGACAUGCGGACACUAAGCGUCCAUCGCGUCAAAAUGGUGGCACCCAUGUAGACAGGGCACCGCCAUUUUGCUGCUGCCAGUACG
Sceloporus undulatus (fence lizard) is the source of this 4531-nucleotide messenger RNA. It is a transcript of the gene WASF2, whose product is annotated as WASP family member 2. Gene Ontology annotation, cellular component: cytoskeleton. Bases 499 to 1980 code for a protein of 493 amino acids. The transcript is spliced from 11 exons. The record is from RefSeq and is a predicted model, not a curated record. NCBI's taxonomy places the organism in Eukaryota, Metazoa, Chordata, Lepidosauria, Squamata, Phrynosomatidae. Gene Ontology annotation, molecular function: Arp2/3 complex binding; protein kinase A regulatory subunit binding; actin binding. Gene Ontology annotation, biological process: actin cytoskeleton organization; positive regulation of Arp2/3 complex-mediated actin nucleation.